Molecule: messenger RNA, 3960 nt
Organism: Amphibalanus amphitrite
Lineage: Eukaryota; Metazoa; Arthropoda; Thecostraca; Balanomorpha; Balanidae
Product: cytoplasmic dynein 1 intermediate chain 1-like
Exons: 14
Coding region: 614-2569 (651 amino acids)
Biological process (GO): transport along microtubule
Cellular component (GO): cytoplasmic dynein complex
Molecular function (GO): dynein light chain binding; dynein heavy chain binding
Source: RefSeq, a predicted model, not a curated record
AAACUCGGACUCAUCGUGUGGUUUCCUUUUAUGCCAUUUAUUCCAGGCCUAUUUCAAUGUUAAAAGCCUGGACGUUCAGGUGUUUGAAAUGUAAAAAGUUGAAUUUACAAGUAUGCUUAAAAUAAUGAAGUUGACAGUGAAGUGUAGAACUGCUUACAAAUGCUCUAAGUACACCCAGUGACCCAAAAGACUAAGAUGCCACUCAGACAGCAGCAAACCACCCCAACCCAUUGGUAACCAAUGCGUCUGUUCCCAUAGGUGCGGGACCGGGGGGGAGUGGGGGCAGCUUGCCCCCCCGCCCAAUUCUGGGGCCGCUGGGGCGGUGCCCCCACAACUUUAAGACGGAAUAUCAUACUUUUUGCAAAUGUUUUUUAUGAAAAAGCCAAGGGAUGAAAAAUAAGUGGCCUAAAACCAAUGAGAAAACUAGAUUUGGGGAUACCCUAGGUUGAUAUCUAUUUUAGUGUGCUCCCCAGUCUAAAAGUAGUUCCCGUGCCCCUGUCUGUUCCUAUGGUUGAUCUAAAAAAUAUAAUAGGAGGUUGGAUGAGCUUCAAGGAGAGCUGCUUUAGAGCAGCCUCAGGAACAUCUCUAUGAAGAACUAAGCUGUUUCUUCAAGAUGAGUAUGUCAGAUAGGAAGGCAGAGCUGGAGAGGAAGAAGGCGCGUCUGCAGGCCCUUCGAGAUGAGAAGCAGCGCAGACAGCAGGAAAAGGAACAGGCGCUGGCACGUCAGUCGCUCUCGCCCAGUGUGGCCCGGCCCGGACCUGUGGACCGCGCCAGCCUUGACGAGGAGCUCCGGAAACAAGGCAUCGCACCUAUCUCAGAUGUGUCAGACAUCAGUGCCACGCCGAGCGGGGGGUCGCUGCAGCCCUCUGAAGGGGGCGGCUCACAGCCGUCCAGUCUGUCACAGCCGGCACCAGCACCCACCGCAGCCAGGAAGAAGCCGCCAGAUCUGACGGUUGUCCAGGUCCACUCGACCAGUAUACCUCCGAAAGAGAGCGUCACCUACUGCAAGCAAACACAGACCACGGCUUCCGGUCCCGAGCAGACGGCGCGUCCUGGCGGCUUCGAUUACUAUGUGCUAACGUACGACGAGCCUCACGGCGAUGAGCUGGAGGACGCCAGUCUGACCGGCCUGGAGGGACGCCGACUGCCACCCGGCAUCCUUCACCACGGGAUGCCGACGGUUACCGACGUCCAGCCGGCCACCGUGCAGCCGGACGCCGCAGAGAAACCACCGGCGGAGCCCAAAAAACCCGAACCGCGGGAGCUGAGUGAGGAGCAGAAGCAGCUGAUCAUGAUGUCGGCCGAGUUCAGCGAGUUCUUCAGCCGGCAGUCGCGCGUGGUGGAGCGCGUGCUCUGUGAGGACAGGGACCUCUACAGCGACUACAGCCGUAACUUUGACGACGACGGCAUGAUGGACGACAAGUCCGGCCAGCAGCUGUCAGUGAACCGGGUGUUUUUCGACGAGCGCUGGUCGCAGCACCGGACCGUGACGUCACUGGAUUGGUCGCCCCAGUUCCCCGAGCUGCUGGCCGCCAGCUACAACAACAACGAGUCGGCGCCGCACGAGCCGGACGGCGUGUGCCUGGUGUGGAACACGCGCUUCAAGAAGGACACGCCCGAGUACAUCUUCCAUUGUCAGUCGCCGCUGAUGAGUGUGUCGUUCGCGCGCUUCCACCCGAACCUGCUGCUCGGCGGCACCUACUCGGGACAGAUCGUGCUGUGGGAUAACCGGGUACAGCGGCGGACACCGGUCCAGCGGUCGCCGCUAUCCACAGCGGCGCACACGCACCCGGUGUACUGUAUGCGUGUGGUGGGUACUCAGAACGCGCACAACCUCAUCUCUGUGUCCACCGACGGCAAGCUCUGCUCCUGGAGUCUGGACAUGCUCUCUCAGCCGCAGGAGAAGAUGGAGCUGCAGUUCAAGCAGAGCCGGCCAGUGCCCGUCACCGGACUGGCCUUCCCGCAGGGCGAGGUCAACAACUUUGUGGUGGCCAGUGAGGACGGAAACCUCUACACAGCAUGCCGCCACGGCAGCCGGGCCGGCGUGCAGGAGGUCUACCAGGGCCACUGCGGCCCGGUGACCGGCGUCAGUGCGCACGCCGCCAGCGGGCCCCUCGACUUCUCACACCUCUUCAUCAGCUCGUCCAUCGACUGGACCGUCAAACUGUGGAGCGUCAAGGAGCCCAAGCCGCUGUACUCGUUCGAGGACAACUCGGACUACGUGUACGACGCCGCCUGGUCCCCGCUCCACCCUGCGCUGUUCGCCGCGGUGGACGGCACGGGCCGACUCGACGUCUGGAACCUGAACGCGGAGACGGAGGUGCCCGUUGCCGGCACAGUGGUGGAUGGUGGGGUGGCCGCGCUGAAUCGCGUCUCCUGGACACCGUCCGGUCUCCACAUCACCGUCGGCGAUGAUCGCGGCCGCGUCUGGGUGUACGAUGUCGGUGAGAGGCUGGCCCAUCCGCGCCAGGACGAGUGGACGCGCCUGGCACACACUCUGCAGGAGAUGAGAUCCAACAACGCGGACGAGGAGCUGGAUAGGAUCGGGGCGGGCACGCCCAGCCGCUAGGCAGAGCAGUGAGGAUAGCGGCGUGAAAAAACGGCGCCAUGAGAAGAGACGUAUUACGAGGAACACGUGGUAACUUGGGAGAGAAGUGAUCCGAGACAGGGCGCUGGCUUUAGAAGAGAGGUGCUGCCUAAAGGCGAGGAGGGUUGACUGAGGUCGGGUCGGCCGGAGGUGAAUGUGUGGGAGUGGAUGCUUCCCCGACGCGCGGCUUGUUACGUGGCGUCGUUCGGCGAUGUUGGUUUGUAGCAGCACCGGUGCAGUGAUGAUCAGUGAUCACGGGAGCGGUCGACGCGUUCGGUGUGUGUGGAGGUGACAGUUUGGGCCUGGAAAGACACCUCGAGAAGUUAAGUACACAAUGUCCAAGAAAGUACGCGUCCUGCCGACUCCCGAGAAGUACAUGGCAGCAUACCGUCCCCGCCCGCCACCGUCGCAGCGUUACCGUCGUCCUGAGACAGUUGUGAGCGCUCACCGGGAGCGCCUGCGUUCAACUGCAGUUACCCGUGUUCACAGUUUACACUGGGGGUUAUAGCUAUCCCCCCCCCCCCCCGCCACCUGAUGCGGCAUAAAGGCGAUCCCUUAUUGAACGUCGGGGCGGGCGCUACGAAGCUCACGAUAAGUCACUGCUGUAACGGCUGUCGUGUUUGACGUAUAAUGGUCCGACGGGAGAGUUAUUUACCGAUCGAAUCCGUGAAAAAGUGGCGUUGGGCGGCGGUCGUAUGCGUCCAGUUAUGUCCGUGUGCCGGCCGCUGCCUCUGCCCAGUCGCAGUCCCAGCCGCCGAGGUCAGGACGUGCGAAGAAUGUAUCGGUAGCGAAGUCUGUAUCCGCCUAGCCCGAGGCCCGCCCGUUAGCCGAGUUCGAAGUCUGCCCGUCGUCCGCGGCUGCCCUUUCGCCGGAGCCCAGUCGUCUGUCCGUUAGUGUCCGGGGCUGUCGUUCCAGUCGGCUGUGAUGGCCCGCUGGCGUCUCUUCCGUAUGGCCUCAGGCGUGCCCUGUGUGAUCGGCCGUUGCGAUCUCUUCCAUCGGAGCCAUGCGGCCGGGUGGCGCCGGUACGGGCCGUGUGGUGCUGCUGGGUGCCUUACCGCGCGACUCUGAGCGACUGCCGUCAGUGGGGACGCCCAGUCCGUCCCCGUUCGACAGAGGAUACCGGCCCGUGGGGCGUUCCUGCGCGCGUGCGGCUGUUCUGCCGCUCACCGGCGGUUGCGACUCGCGACUGCCUUGGCUUUUGUACACAACGCAGUGAAUGGGAUGUUUGUUGGAAUAUUUUCACGGGGCUGGUGCGAGUCUGCCGAAGGUAGCUAGCUGGCUUGUUGGUUCAUCGGGAUUGUGGCCGAGCCGAAUGGAAGUGGAUUGUUGCGUUGUACCGGUUGAGAGUGGUUUAAAUACAGGUAGCAUGUUUA